Molecule: messenger RNA, 513 nt
Organism: Rotaria socialis
Lineage: Eukaryota; Metazoa; Rotifera; Eurotatoria; Philodinida; Philodinidae
Source: the annotation of a GenBank genome assembly
AUGCGCCAUCAAAUUGGCAAAAAAUGUUUUUCAGAUUCUGUUUUAGCAAAAAAUACUACCUGUAGUAAAACAAAAGCUCGUGAAAUAGCUUCCAAUGUAUUAUCACCAGCAUUUACAAAGUGUUUAGUUGAAGAACUUCAAAUUGUUGAUUAUUUUUCAAUUUGUUCUGAUGCGUCAAAUAAAAUAAAUGAAAAAAAUAUUGCCUAUAAAUUAGAAUUACAAAAGCUUACUUCACUUGGAUCUGAUAAUACAAAUGUAAAUGUUGAUCCUAAACAUAGUGUUUUUUCUUUAUUUAAAGAAUUAAUACCACUUUUGGUACAAGGUAAUUGCUACUGUCACAUCCUUCACAACUCAGUUAAACACGGACAUGAUCAUUUAUUAUUUGAUACACAAGCUGCUAUUUUAAAAAAAUUAUUCACAUUUUUGUCGGUUAUCUAUUCGUUCACAGGAAUUAACCAAAUACUUCGAUCUUGUCGAUCAAGAACAGAAGGUAAUCAAAUAUAUGCAAUCUGA